UUGGCUUUAAACAACCUCUAAGGUCACGCCGGCCAUUUCUGGCUUACUAGACUUAUGUUUACCCGUAUGUAGCCGGAAAGUCAGUCUUUCCUCCAGGGGACGGCCCGGAUGGGAUUUGAACCCGGGCCGUCCCUUAAGAUGUAUUGUUUUAAAUUUGUAAGAGGAAGAUAAUUUUCUGCUAAAUUACAUGGCAUGGUCUCAGUUUUUGUUCAGUUCGGAAUGGAACUUUAUUAGCGAGUUGCUGGUUAUAUUUUUUAUUUUAAAUAUCUUCUUCAUUCGUGGCACUACAACAUGAUCAGUCCCAUGGCAAAUAUGCCAAACAAAUCUAGAAAAAAACAUUUAUAUUGAAUCCUACUUGUAUAUCCUUGGUAGUUCUAGAAUCUUCGGACUAUUUAACAACCUUUGCUUUAAGUUUAAAACAGAAAGUAACAGUAAAGUGCAAAUUUUACUACAUGGAACCGUUAGAUAAAAAUAUAACAGUAAAAAUUACCAUUCCUAUUCUAUGGCUAGGGAUUUCCGUUGGUGGAAUUGGUGAAAAAAACAAAACAAUUCGAACGUUAGCCCCAGGUGGCACUCAAAGAUGUUAAUUAUCAUCCAGAAAUUAGGGAGGCAGAUUGAAAUGGCAGCGAAGAGAAAGAUUGUCAUAUCUAGCACGAUUUCUCCCUUGGUCUAUGUGGUUCAAUAGCGCACGUUAGUGACGUCAGUGGGAUUUACAAAAACGCAAACUAGUGAUUUUGCCAUUGAUGUGGGCCUUUCAUAUAAAAGUCGACUGUCUAGCUUGAGCUUUUAUCAGUCAUAGAACCUUUCUGCCGAGAGAAACAUCUGGAAAAGCAUUCCCAAAAACGGUAACAGAGCAUCAUCAAUAUGUUCAAGGUAAUAACAUAAGAUUAAAUUUCGUUCAAAAAGUUCUUGGAGUGAUAACGGCAUCUUUCCUCUCCCUUAAGGUACUGUGCUUACUUGCUGUUGUGGCAGUGGUAUCGGCAGGACUUAGUCAGCCAAGAGCAUCGGUCCAUCAGCCCAGAAUUGUGAAGCGAGAAGCGAUCGCGCCAGCAGAGCCAAAGGAAGCCGUGGAAGCCGUUGAGAGCCAGGACGAUAUGGAGAAGGCAGAAACGUUCGGGUUCGGUUAUCACAAGGUGAUCCACGCAUAUCCAAGCUAUUAUAAUGGAUACCAUCCCGGAUACUAUGGAUACGGAUACCCUAACUACUAUCAACCAAGUUUUUAUCAUGGAUAUUAUUAUUAAAAACUAAAUUAAUAAAAAAAACAUCUAAAAUCCUACAUAAUUGUGUGAUGCUUUAUUUCAGCAAAUUUGAGAAGAUUGAUUGAGUUAGUAUAAGAAAAAGAGAAAAAUUUCUCAAUAUUUUAAUUUUAUACGAAAAUGGAGAAUAUUUAUUGGAGCAAAAAUAAAAGCUUCUUCAAUCGUUCUCAUGCUCAGCUUUAUACGAUUAGAACGGAGUUGCACGAGUGAGUAUUUUUAAACCUAAACCAGUUUUUCAGCAGACAGUUAAUCUCAACAACUCCCAUAAAGUUGAUCACUUAGCACGGCUAAUAGUCUCUGGUUUUAUUUUUUUUUGUUUGUUUUUUGUUUUUUCAUUUGUGUGUUUGAUUAUGUUUGGUGCUUUUUGAUUAUUGAAAGCUCACGCUUUGGGAUGGUGUAAUUUUUCAUUCAAUCAAUUUUAUUACUAGCUCGCGGGGGGUUUAUUCUUAAAUACCAUUUGGUUUUGUGCUAUUCUAUCACCUAGGUGAUAGACACUCCGUAAUACUGUUGUGCUGCUUUGCAGGACAGAUAUUUCUAUAUUUUUCUAUUUGUUUAAUAUAAGUUAUCUCUCCGAGUAAACUGUUUUUUUUUUUCAUUCUGGUUAUUUGUUCUUCGAUUAAAUCCGUAAGAUCGAACUACCUUCUAUUGUGAACUACCACCAGUCGAGGUUUUUUUUUAUCUUGAAGAAACUUCUAGCAAAGUUUUAUGGGGUUUUUAAUUAUUAUUUUCAAACUUACUUACUUACUUAUUCAAAAUAAUAAAAUUUGAAAAUGUUUAUAAAGAACGAAAAGUGCGUUUUUCUAACACAAUUUUUCGAGCCUCACACGUUCCACGUUUACAUAAAAUAAAUACUUUAACACCACGGAAAUAUUCACACAAUAACUGGACACAUUUUUCUGACCGUUUGUUUGAAUUAAAUCAUAUUUUUGUCAUUUUUCAAAUACACAAGUUCUCGCCACGUUUACCAAAAGGGGGUUGUUUUCGGUAUAAUUGUACCACACUAAAGCCAAUGAAUCACUGUCACGUAUGUAAUAGGUACCCUUUAAUUUAAGGCUACAGGUAUCAGCCACAUGAUACGGAUUCCACAUUUGCGAGGAUCAUACGAAGAUGCCUCAGGCAAUUAACGAUCCAUCAGAAGAGCUCAUAGUCGAUCUUCGGAUUCAAACGGAAAUACACAAACGCUGCUAGUUCCUGCGGCAAUGGUAAGCUACGUCAAGGGGUUUCAUUUAAGGAGAAGAAUUCAUUCGUAUGCUUCUCGUGACGUCAAGUAUCGUUUGUGACGUGCUGAGGAAUGUGCAAGAUCGGAGUAUAAAAGCUAACCGCUUGCCGACAAUUUUGCAUCAUUCAAUUGAAUAUUGUUUAACCACGUGGAGAAGCUGCAAAAUUUGUGCACAUUCGAUUACCGUACAACAGCACCAACACCAUAAUGUUCAAGUUAUUUUGCGUGUUCGCUUUCCUUGCGAUCGUAGCUGCCUUUCCGGGUGAAAUUAAUGAUCCGGCAAACCAGGACGCAAUAGCCAAACACGAUGCACUACCCGCAACGAUCGUAACUGCAGAGAACAACGAACAGAAUGCACCAACUGUCGAGGGUCCGGUAGACACACAGGAUGAUAUGGACAAAGCGGAAACGUUUGGCUUCGGUUAUCGCAAAUACAUUCACGUCUAUCCGAGAUAUUAUCCACACUACUAUUACGGUAGUUACUACUAUCCACGCUAUUACUACGGACACUACGGACACUACUGGUGAGGAGAAGGGAAUCACCGAAAAACGAAUUACGAUCAUUUGUAAAAUAUUGCCCAUUAUUGUAUGUAAUCAUUUCGUGUUUGAGGUAAAAAGAAAACAUUGCAAAUAAUGUGUGGUAAAUAAAUGAAACAUUUUUUCCCAUACCAUAA
This is a messenger RNA of Anopheles funestus (African malaria mosquito), 3149 nucleotides long. RefSeq lists its product as uncharacterized. Lineage: Eukaryota; Metazoa; Arthropoda; Insecta; Diptera; Culicidae. The record is from RefSeq and is a predicted model, not a curated record. The transcript has 2 exons. Bases 2683 to 3003 code for a protein of 106 amino acids.